AGAAAGUUACUGAAAUGUAAGUUAUGUAAUCAGUGGUCCUUGUUUGUUUCAACCACAAAGUGUGGCAUUUGGUUUUGUGUGAGUUGUAGACUACAUUUUGCAGUAGCAAGUUGACUUUGAAAAGGUUAAAGGGGAAACUUGAGUUCCAGGAUCCGAUAAAAGUAAACAUUUUAAUACAGAGCUUUCAGGGUACAGGUAAGACCAAUAGUAUGAUGGUAAAGCAUGGCUAAAAGGCAAAUGGCGCAAAUUAAAAUUAUUCUUCUGAGUCUCAAGAUUAUAUAGUCAUUCUGAGUUAUGUAUAUGCAUCAGUACAUAUGUUGACUGAUAUGAAACUGUUACAACUUUCAAUUGAACAAUGAGAACAGUGAGACAUUUGCUACUUUGGGUACAGAGCGAGAGAUGUUCAGACAGUUUAAGAUUGGAUUGUCAUGAGUUAACCCUCUGAGAAUUCUGUUCCCUGUGUGAUCUGAGGCACAGAUAAAGCUGAAAAACAACUUGUAUACUUUAGAGUGUACCAUUUUAAGUUGUGACCAAUUAAUCAGGUUACUCAUAUUAUUGUAAGCAAAUAUGUGUGAGGAUAUGACAUCUGGUCGUCGUCGAGCUUGGUUAUCUGGGUUGGCCCCAAAAUCCCCCCUACAAUCGAUUAGUCUCCGCCCUCAAAAAAUGUUACUCCUCCGUCCUCAGUGUGUGUGUGUGUGUGCUUCUUGUGUACCUGAAGGAGAGGAGUUGGUGACGUUCUUUGUGAAAGUGGAGCGUCUCCUGCAGAUACACUGGCAGCAGGAUGGGAGCCAGAGGAACCGCUACCAGGCCCUGCUUACUGUCAUCAAAGCUGUCCACCUCACUGAGGGCUCCAGCAUCAUGACCACCUGUCGCAUCCCCUCUGAGGGUUUGUUGAAGAUCUUCUCAGGGAGUGAACCUGGUGGGAUGGAUCAGAUUCUGUAUGAGAUGAGGUCCAAAGCCUUAUGCCGUCUUCAGUCCUACUGGCUGCCCCAGUACCUCUGCUCCUGUAAGCUCUCCAUCACCAAACUGAAAGAGUGUGCCUCCAUCGUCAAAGAGUACGAGGACAUUGCCUCUAACCUCACCCUGGUAGAGAUCCCGGCUCUGCUUGACCCACUGGGGUGGAGUCUGGGCUCGCCACCAUCAGAGGGCCCUACAGUGACCCGGACCUACUGCUCCAAAGUCAGGAAGAGGCUGCUGUGGAGGGCCCAUCAGAGGCCUGGGACAGGACUUAGGGUUGGGGCAGCAGGGAUGCCCGAUGGGCCGGCCAUGCAGCAGUGGUUGCCCAUGGCCGGGGACGGAGACCAGGGAGAGUGUACCAAUAUUGUGCACCUCAUGAGCAGGCAUGGGGAGGAGAUUGUGGUCAGUGGGGACAAGACACAUGGGGGCAAUGGCAAAAGGGAGGGCAGAAGCAAGAGAGGAGGAAGUGGGAGCUCAAAGAGAAGUACCAGUACUCCACUCCUCAGAAAGGUGAGCUCUGCUAGUCUUGGGCCCAGAACUGGCGUGCCCAUACUCCCCUCCAAGAGCCUGUCCAAUCUGGACAGCAGCAGCACUGACCCCAUCAUCCCCCCUCAUGCCUGUAUGGAGACCCCCAUCUGCCACCUUCCCUCCAUCACCACCACCCCUGUCACCUCUACUCCCGAUCCUCCUUCCAGACCGGUCUGGGGAACACCACACUAUGAUGAGCACCUCUCCCUGGCCCUGUCCGCUGAUGCUCUUGCUGGGGGUCCCUAUGAGAAUUUCCUGAGGGUCAGUGGCCAGAGGGUCAUGCUGCACCACCUGGGACUGUGGCAGGAGCUGGAUGGCUUCCUCAACCUCCUGCUCAAGAUGGAGGAUGGCCCCUCCAAGGCUCUGAGACAGGUGCUGGCUAGAAAGAUCAUUGCUGUGUACUUGAGUGAUGCGUGGCAGUGUGUUAGUCGCCCUGAGGGUGAGUGGUGCACCACCUACCUGACCAAAUCCACCGUCUGCCACCUCAUAAAUCUCCUCCCCUCUGGCAAUGUGAUGCCCUGGAUCUACACGGCCAAGCAGGAACUAUGCCAGGUGGGUGUUAAACCUUUUUUGACUGCAGUAUGUGGUGGACAUCAAAGUGAGAACAUGGAAAGUCGGUUUAUUAUUUAUACUUCUUCUCAUUCCUUGAUUACAAAGUCAUGUAUUCAGUGUCUCAGUACAAAGUUUUCCCUCUUUCCAUUUGAGCAGAUUCUGGGUCCCACCUACAAUGCAUUUCUGGAUGAAGAAGACAAAGUCAUUCUCUUCUAUCUGUUCACUCAGAAUGAGGUCAAGGGGAAAGUGAGUCGUAGAGCUACAGCGCCCUCCAGUGCUCCCACUGCGCCAGAGCAGCAAGUGAGGAGGAUGAGGGAGGCUCUGGCUCUCUGUCAGGCCUGCGCUGAGCCUCUCACUGAGGAGACCUGGGCCCUGCUGCCCCUAGAGGACGUCAGGACAGGAGGCUCUGUUCACCUGCACUACAGAAAGACCAAUCUUUAUGACCUUCCGUUUGAAACCCUGGCUGAGAAGUACCCCAAGGUGGCUGUGGAGGCAAUCAGUAAAACUCACAGACUCUACUAUGACUGGAAGCCAGUACAAGGUACGAUACAAAUUACAUUCAAACUUUUCCUAUCAGCUUCAAUGAUUAAUAAGUCAAUGAAACAUAACAAUAAAAUGUGUCCUUCAGAGGAGACAAAGAAGCCAGUGGUGACAUCCAGUCCUAAGAAGUCAUUCCACCUGAUGAAGGACAAGGACCACAGCUUUGCCGAAAAACCCUCCAUGAGACCAAGGUUUUUAGAGGAGGUGAUGAGAAGUCCCACUAACCUGGACUUCUUCAAGCGUUACCUGAGGGCCUAUGAUGCUCACGGAGCUCUGAACUUCUACCACGAGGUGGACAAACUGCGGAACGUCGACAGCCUCGUCCAGAAGACCAAGAUCAACAGCAUCGUGUCCCGCUUCCUCAGACGAGCAGACGCUAGUAACCACACUGAAUAGAUUAUAAUAGAAUAAUUUGUCCUCUAAGAAGGAAACUAUUUCCCUGCCUUAUAGGUUCAUGAAUAAUCACAUUGACUUUGUUUCAGAUAUACAGUAGGCAAUGUUGUCACUAUAGGCAUCACACUUGCGCUCAACUUAAAUCAAAGUAACACUCUCCUGUACAGUAUGUGCGCUUGAGUUAGCCUAGUUAUGAUAUGCGCAUACCGCAGUAGUUAGCCUACUCUUUUUAAACAUGUGUAGCCAGCCUGGUCUACUAGAUUAGAUGUAACAAAGUAAAUGUAAAUCCGUGACACACAAAUUAGUAUGAUAUGUUAUGUUUGGUAUGGUUACAUGAUAUGGUUAUGUUUGGUACGGUUACAUAAGACAGAAGGUGACUUAAUGCAAAAACCAAGGUUGCGUGUUCGAAUCUCAUCAGACAAUUUUACAAUUUUAGGUCAUUAGAAAUUUUGCAACUACUUUUUAGCCACUUUGCAACAACUUAGCAUGUUAGCUAACCCUUGCUUAACCAUUUAACCUAACCUUAACCCUAGCUAGCGUAAGCCACUAAGCUAACUUUAGCCACAGGAAAUUGGAAUUUGUGACGUAUAUACAAGUUUAGCGAAUUCGUAACAUAUUGUACGAAUUGCAAUUCGUAAAAUAUACUAAUUGGAGUGUCCAGCAUUUAUGUUUACUAUGUUACGCCUUCCCCAAAGUCCAGGUUAGCAUAGCCUACCUGCUCAAUACUCUUCAUUGCCAACAACAGUUAACCUACUGUUUUUAAACAAGUGUAGCCAACAACAGCUCAAUACUCUUCAUUGCCAACAACAGUUAACCUACUGUUUUUAAACAAGUGUAGCCAACAACAGCUAAAUACUCUUCAUUGCCAACAACAGUUAACCUACUGUUUUUAAACAAGUGUAGCCAACAACAGCUAAAUACUCUUCAUUGCCAACAACAGUUAACCUACUGUUUUUAAACAAGUGUAGCCAACAACAGCUAAAUACUCUUCAUUGCCAACAACAGUUAACCUACUGUUUUUAAACAAGUGUAGCCAACAACAGCCAAAUACUCUUCAUUGCCAACAAUAGUUAACCUACUGUUUUUAAACAAGUGUAGCCAACAACAGCUAAAUACUCUUCAUUGCCAACAACAGUUAACCUACUGUUUUUAAACAAGUGUAGCCAACAACAGCCAAAUACUCUUCAUUGCCAACAAGUUUUCCAGUUAUCUUUGUAGCUCCAGUGAAAUUAUUUUCUUUCAGUUUGUGCAUUUAUUUUUGUGUUUGUCACGUGGUUGUUGCUGCUUCACUGAGCUCCACUCGUACACAUCCUCUCUGCGUACACCCUCAUUUGAUUCAGAAGCACGCAACACUUUUUCCCAAGGGCUCUGUCAUUUUGUCAAUUUAUUAUUUGUUUAAUGAGAUCUCUCAUAUUAAAAAUGUAUACAGGUUAGAUUGAAAAGGCCUGUGAAUAUGAUGUGGUGUUAUGAUAGUCUACUUCUGCACAUUUGUGUCGUCUUCAGCUUGUAAAUUAGGUUUCAACCAGUUAAUUUGUUAUGUGCAGCACCCCUGCUUGUUGAUGCAAUGGUUUUGCACAGGGAUUGGGCUCAAGGUAUUUCUACCGGGCUUUACCAGUGAUCUGUAUGCUCUGAAGGGGAGAAUAUCUGUAUGUGGUUAGGCUGCAUUUUGUCUUGACAGUGCCCAUAGCCUGUACCAACCAAAUCCUAAUUUAGUAGGCCUAUAUUGAUUUUGUAAGGGGAAAGCAUAUGACUGUCCACAUUGUUUGUUUUUCUAGGCUAAGUGCUUGUGCAUAUUUCUGGGGACAUUAUUAUGUAGGUCUACCUCUGCUACCACUUCUACCAUUUUGUUAAUAAAACCCACACUUUUUGCACCUUAUCCUUUGCCUCCUGUCUGCCUACUAGCUGAUGGGACUAAAGUCAAACGUCUUUCAUCUUUAGCCAUGAUAACCGUUUAUAACAGGCUGCUAUUUAGCCAUAGCCUAAGAAGCAGAUUUUCGACUAACCCUUACUUGACAGUACUUUCGUAAUUCUCGGCUUGGAAGUCCCCGGUGUCUUUUAUGAACUCCUAGUCAAGAAUGAAGAAAGUAAGCCCUACUGCCUAUAUAUCACAAAUCUGCUGCUUACGGCUAAAUAGCAGCCUUUUAUCAACUGCUAUCACAGCUAAUGAAGAAAGCCUUUUAAUGCCAUCAGCUGCCUGCCUACAGAGAC
Molecule: messenger RNA, 5178 nt
Organism: Oncorhynchus mykiss (rainbow trout)
Lineage: Eukaryota; Metazoa; Chordata; Actinopteri; Salmoniformes; Salmonidae
Source: RefSeq, a predicted model, not a curated record